Molecule: messenger RNA, 1420 nt
Organism: Chionomys nivalis (European snow vole)
Lineage: Eukaryota; Metazoa; Chordata; Mammalia; Rodentia; Cricetidae
Gene: Hnrnpa0
Product: heterogeneous nuclear ribonucleoprotein A0
Exons: 1
Coding region: 273-1166 (297 amino acids)
Molecular function (GO): RNA binding
Source: RefSeq, a predicted model, not a curated record
CUUCAGCGGCCUCUUUGUGUGGUGCCCUGGCAGGGGAGCGGAGGUGGCGGCCGCGGCUGCCCUGGUGGGGUUCCAGCGUCCUCGGCUCGCCCUCGGGCCGCCAGCGCGCCCCUUCCCUCCCCCUCCCGCCCCUCUCCCCGCCGGCAGCGGCGGCGGCGGCGACGACGGCGGCGGCCGGGCCCGGGCUCUGACGGCAGAGGCCUCGGCGACCGCUAACGGCGACGGCGACGCCGCGGAGCGCGCAGGGCGGGGGCAGGGCCCGGGUGGCCGACAUGGAGAACUCGCAGCUCUGUAAGCUCUUCAUCGGCGGCCUGAACGUGCAGACGAGCGAGUCGGGGCUGCGCGGCCACUUCGAGGCCUUCGGGACGCUGACGGACUGCGUGGUGGUGGUGAACCCCCAGACGAAGCGCUCCCGCUGCUUCGGCUUCGUCACCUACUCGAACGUGGAGGAGGCGGACGCCGCCAUGGCCGCGUCCCCGCACGCGGUGGACGGCAACACGGUGGAGCUGAAGCGCGCCGUGUCGCGGGAGGAUUCGGCGCGGCCCGGCGCGCACGCCAAGGUGAAGAAGCUGUUCGUGGGCGGCCUCAAGGGCGACGUGGCGGAGGGCGACCUGAUCGAGCACUUCUCGCAGUUCGGCGCCGUGGAGAAGGCCGAGAUCAUCGCCGACAAGCAGUCGGGCAAGAAGCGCGGCUUCGGCUUCGUCUACUUCCAGAGCCACGACGCGGCCGACAAGGCGGCGGUGGUCAAGUUCCACCCGAUCCAGGGCCACCGCGUGGAGGUGAAGAAGGCGGUGCCCAAGGAGGAUAUCCACGCGGGCGGCGGGGGCGCGCGGGCGGCGCGGGGCGGGCGCGGCGGCGGCCGGGGCCGCGGCGGCGGCGGCGGCGGCCGAGACCAGAACGGGCUGGCCAAGGGCGGCGGCGGCGGCUACAACAGCUACGGCGGUUACGGGGGCUACGGCGCCUACGGGGGCGGCGGCGGCGGCUCGUACGGCGGCAGCGACUACGGCAACGGCUUCGGUGGCUUCGGCAGCUACAGCCAGCACCAGUCCUCGUACGGGCCGAUGAAGGGCGGCGGCGGCGGCGGCAGCUGGGGCGGCCGCAGCAACAGUGGACCGUACAGAGGCGGCUACGGCGGCGGCGGCGGCUACGGCGGAGGCUCGUUCUAGAAGCCGGCUUGCGGAUGCCGGGCGGCGGCGGCGGCGCUUCUCCCCUCCGCGCCCGCCCCAGGUGCCCUCGGGGGAGCCGCUUACCCGGGGGGGACACCCCCCCUCUGCCUGCCUGUCUCCCCCUGAAGGUGGACUCGGCCCCACACACACAUUUUUGUGUUACAGUCAUUGAUGGACUCUAUUUUUUUAUUAUUACUUGGACCUUGGUCGUUUUUAUACUAGCAAAAAUGUCUUGUUUUAAUUUGUGUUUUUUU